Molecule: messenger RNA, 4128 nt
Organism: Brugia malayi
Lineage: Eukaryota; Metazoa; Nematoda; Chromadorea; Rhabditida; Onchocercidae
Gene: Bma-rimb-1
Exons: 19
Coding region: 1-4128 (1375 amino acids)
Biological process (GO): neuromuscular synaptic transmission
Molecular function (GO): protein binding
Source: RefSeq, a predicted model, not a curated record
AUGCCAUUAGCAUAUACAGCUAGCGGUUCUGAUACAAUACCGCAUUCACAUCAUCAUCAUCAGCAACAACAACAACAACAACAUUCCACUGCUUCAUCAUCAUUAUUAACUACGGUGCAAAAUUCAUCUAAUUCUUACCAAAAUAUCGGUGAAAAAUCAACAACAUCUGUCAUUUAUCACACUCAUCAAUAUCAUCAACAUCAUUCUCAACAACAACAACAACAGCCUUUUUCAACUGCAGCAACCAAGUCAUAUUCCAGUAUAUCUGAUGUUUUAUUAUUAGCAUUACGUCAAAAACCUAGUGCGCGUUUGUUUCGCGCCUUAUUUCAAUAUAUUCCAAUACGUGAUUCACCGAAUGAGAAUCCGCAAUUCGAAUUACCACUUCAAGCCGGAGAGUAUAUAUUGGUACACGGUGAAAUGGAUGAGGAUCAAUUUUAUCAUGGUGAAACAUUAGAUGGUCAAACAGGUUUAGUACCAUCAAAUUACGUGGAACGUAUCCCAAACCAACAACUACUGCUUAACACUUCCCGUGUUCGAUCACCAUCAUUCCCAUUGACUGUACCUCCACAUCUGACACAAAUUCAGCAUGAUUUCUCCACCUCAUCAGCUCAUCCUGGAGCAGCAGGUAUUUCUGCAACUGCGCAAUCAGCAACAACAAUAGCGCCACCACUGCCUGAUUCUGUUUGUCCUUAUCCUCCCGUUGAUAUCGCUAAAGUUACAGUGCAGGAAGUGAAAAUUACCGAUAAUCCACGUGUGCCUUUUCCGCAGGAGUUAACAGUGGAGAAGAAAAUGAGUCGUAGCUGUGUGAUAUCAUGGACUGCGCCUGAUGAUUCAUUAACACCCAUAUCACAGUAUCAUAUUUGCGUUGAUAGCAUUGUUCGUGCCGUAGUACCAGGAUCUUUCAAAUGUAAAGCGUUAAUCGAAGAUAUUGAUUUGUCAAAAUCAAUUAAUCUAUCAGUGCGUGCUGUAACCGAGAAUGGACAUAGUCCAGAUGCUGCAUGUACUAUUUCUUUGGGAAAAGAUGCACCAAUAGCACCGCAACACGUUCGUAUCUGGUCGAUAACACCAAUAUCAGCUUGCGUAUCAUGGUAUCCAAGUGAUAGUAAAGCGGAACAUGUUAUUCUGCUCAAUGCAGUAAAAGUGGGGAUGUGUCCUCCGUCUGUCUUUCAGGUGCAAUUAAACGGUCUUUUACCCUCAACAAUCUAUCGUGUUUCGGUACGCACCAAACAUCCGAAAGCUGUCUUAGAGCAACGACCCGUUGAACGUUGCUGCGAUUUCAAAACGCUGCCAAAAAUCGGUCUUCCGGAUCCACCUUCUAAUGUACAGGUUGAAAUGGGUCCACAACCUGGUACACUUUUGGUUUCCUGGACACCGGUCACUAAUCAACCAUUACCACCGUCUCGUGCCGCUGUACAUUCCUAUCUUGUUUAUGCUGAUGGUCGUAAUAUUGCUCAAGUGCCCAGUGUAAAUGCAGAUCACGUACUUCUCCGAUUGUCCGAUUUUGCGGACGAUCCACCAAUUUUCAUUACUGUUCGAACAAGGACAAAAGAAGGUUCCGUAUCAUCAGAUUCAAACGUUUGCCGUGUCCCACGUGACAUUACAAAUACUAGCGAACUUACAAAUCGUACUACAACAUUUGGUGUACAGUCGAAUUUGGUGCAGAGAAUACCAUCUACCGGUGUACGACCUUCAUUGAUAUCAUCACUUGCUCCAAUCAGUAUUUCUGUUGGACAAACAUCAAUUGCAACAACAAUACCAACAACAAUAACAACAACAGCAACAGCAGCAGCAGCAACAGCAACAGCAACAACAAUAGCACCAACAAUAGCAAUAACAACAACAAUAACAGCACCACCACCACCAAUAACAACAACAGCAAUGACUGAUCUUUUACAAACUUCUCAGGGAAAUCUUGCUACUAUCAAUAAUUUAAUGAAUAAUUCGAUGAUGAUAUCACGUCCAACAUAUGGAAAUCAUCAUAUCACACCUGGUAUACCAGCUAUCAAUAGCUCACUGCUCAAUCUCUCAGGAAAUGGUAAAUUGGGUUACUCUGGUGGUAGUGGUAGUACAUCUGGAAUAAAUUAUAAUGGUUUAUUAAAAAAUUAUCAAACAUCUGGUUUAUUACAUGAGCAAUGGAAAACACCAAAUCAGUAUUACAUAUUUCAUCCGCAUGCAUUACGUCGUGAUUUAACAACGACGGAAGAAAAACCGAGUGUACUCGAGAUGGAGCAUAAUUAUCUUCUCAAACAUCGUAUAUCACCGUGGACAUUAACAUCACAGAAUUCUAGGACUAGAUUUGAACAUUAUUUGCGAAAUCGUGCAGAUGACCGUUCCGGACGUUCGUUAAUUAAUUUUCCCACUCGGACGGGAAAUUUCUUACCAGUUCCGGUUGCGCGAGUGCGCACGGAAGAAUUGUGUAGUACAAGGAGUGAACCGGAUCUUCGACCUAUGGCACUUGAUGACUUCUCCUGCAGAUGGUUUGUGGCUUUAUUUGAUUAUUCUCAUCAUAUGAGUCCAAAUGCAAACGCACAGCAGGAAGAACUUUCAUUUCGAAAGCAUCAGCUAAUUAAGGUUUUUGGUGAUGUUGAUCAAGAUGGUUUUUACACUGGACAGAUUGGUCAUCGUAUCGGACUUGUUCCUUCAAAUAUGGUAAUUGAAAUUGCUAAAGAUGAUUUAAUGCCACCACAAAGACGUCGUUCAGAUGCUGCUACAACUCUGGAACCAUCUUUACGACGAAUGCGCUGGGGUUCAUUAAAGUCAAGAAGUUAUGAUCACGCUGGUGAUCGUCGACCACCACGAAGCAGGAUAAUAACAGUGGAUGGUGAGCAAUAUCCAUCUAUUGAUCGACGUGAUCAUUCGUUACCCAAUAGAUCAGGUGACUAUUUCGGAACAUCAUUCAGGCGUAUACCUGUUGGUGAUUAUCGGUUGCUUUCUGCAAGAAGUGAAUAUGGUGGUAGAGGAGGAAGUGGUGCUGUUGGUGAUGAAUAUGAUAUGUAUCCACCGAACGGAAGACAUACACGUGACUAUUACGGUUAUGCACGUGAUCAUAGAACUCGUGAAAUAACAGCUGAUCGAGAUCGUAGAGAAUAUUAUAUGGAUGAAAGAGAUUUGUCGGAACGUGAAAGAGCUGAUUUUUAUGAAUCUGAAGGACCUCGAGAUCCUCGGGAACGAGACAUGCGUACUUAUCGCGAUGUACGUGAAGGUCGAGACAUGCGAGAUUGCCGUGAUUAUCGAGAUUCAAAAUAUCCGCGUGAAGCAAGUAUGACGAGACGAGAACGGGAUUAUUUGGAGGAACAUGAUGAUCAAAGAAUGCGUGAUUAUAGGGAUUUACGUGAGUACAGGGAUCAACGUGAAGUAGCAGAGUACCGUGAAAUGAGAAAAGAUCGAGAAGUAGAUCAAGGCGUUAGGGAUGCAAGGAAUUACGACAGAAGGUGUGACUAUGGCAGACUUGAAAAAGGUCAUGGAUCAAUGCGGGAAUAUGGAGUUUCAACUGGUACUGCUCAGUCGCAUUACCCAUCUGAGACUAUUGCAACUGCUGAGGAUUCGCGGCAUGGUAGAAUAAAUGGUGGCAUGGUAGUCCGGAAAUUUGUAGCUAAAUUUGAUUAUGACUCACGUGAAUUAAGUCCAAAUGUUGAUGCGGAACAGGUUGAAUUAUCAUUUCAUGCUGGUGAUGUUAUCACUGUAUAUGGGGAAAUGGAUGAAGACGGUUUUUUUAUGGGUGAAUUAAAUGGUGUUCGUGGCUUGGUACCAUCAAAUUUCCUUCAUACUUCAUCACCAAAUUUAUUAUUGCCAACACAAAUGCCACAUCAUCAUCAACAACAACAACAACAGCAAGCCUCUCAAGUAGUGCCUCCAAUUACAGUUCCAAUUUUAGAACAACAGCCAAAACCAAAAGGUGUUGUUUUUCAAGAAAAUGCUAAAAAGUCAUUGCCUGGCCGACAAAGUAGUCAAGUAUCAUCAACAAGUAAAUCUGUUCCACAAGCAUCCAUGAAAUCGAAAACUGGAGCAGCAACUGGUACCCAGAAGACAUUAUCAAAGAAACCAAGUGAAUCCAGCGCUAAAUCCACUCCUAAUGCCAGGAAAACAUCACAAACCGGUAAAAAGGAAGGUGUUGUUAAGGUAAAGUAG